Coregonus sp. 'balchen' is the source of this 10267-nucleotide messenger RNA. NCBI's taxonomy places the organism in Eukaryota, Metazoa, Chordata, Actinopteri, Salmoniformes, Salmonidae. The record is from the annotation of a GenBank genome assembly.
CAGCCCACUAGCAGCGACACCUUUCCAAGAUGGCAGCCAACAGUAGCAGCACGGUUAGCAAACCCAGCAACAGUACCGGGGGGAAACAGUCAGGGCCGUCGGCUGAGCAGGUAUUGUCACUCCGUGUCAGAAUAUUCAUGCUUUGUUAGCAAAUGCUUUUCAAUCGUUGCGGACUGAGAUACAAACCCGGAUUUGUCAGUCACGCAUCCAGCUAGCUAACGUUAGCAAGGCAAGCUAACAGUAGCUAACGUUAACACGCUCCCUCACCCAUCGUCUGCUUCCUUCUCGCGUGUUCCUCAACUGAGAUUUCAUAAUUUAGAAGAAAAUAUGGUAUAGGUCGUAUUGAUUCACAACGCUAUCUAUAAUGCCUCAAAACGGGAAUGGUUGUACUCUCGAGCAGAUGAGAAGCUAUUUCUGCCUGUCACUGUUCGUGCUUUUGGUGCGUCCCUCUACCUUGCCAACCAGUACAUGGCUCCAGACUAACAUUUUCCCCAGGUGCCAUACAUUUUUUCAGUUGGUGGUACCAGCCAAUGAUUUCAAUAUUGUCUAUCUGAGGAUUGCGGUCACUAAAUGCUGCGCCCACUACAUCAAAUAUGUUUAUUUGUCACGUGCCAAAUACAAUGGGGUAGACUUUACCGCAGGGGUAUCAAACAUACAGCCCGUGGGAGGGCUCCAGCCCGUGAGGGGGUCCAAUCCGGCUAAAACCGAAUCGAAACUGUAGAAAUUAUAAUGGACCUAUAUUCAUAGUUUCUUGACAGUCCAACUCACUAAUCAUCACUAGACAGUCAGGGAGCAUCGAAAAUUCCAAAACCGAUGGAUAGAGGACAAUAUUUUGCUAAUUUUGACUGCAGGAAAAUGUAUAACACAUUUUCAUUAGUGAGGUCGGCCACUGAUUAGGCCUGGCUCGCAGUCGGCUUUCCAAUUCAUCCCAAAGGUGUUCGAUGGGGUUGAGGUCGGGGCUCUGUGCAGGCCAGUCAAGUUCUUCCACACCGAUCUCGACAAACCAUUUCAGUAUGGACCUUGCCUUGUGCAUGGGGGCAUUGUCAUGCUGAAACAGGAAAGGGCCUUCCCCAAACUGUUGCCACAAAGUUGGAAGGACAGAAUCGUCUAGAAUGUCAUUAAUGUAAUUGUAUGCUGUAGCGUUAAGAUUUCCCUUCACUGGAGGUAAGGGACCUAGCCCCAACCAUGAAAAAUAGCCCCAGACCAUUAUUCAACCUCCACCGAACUUUACAGUUGGCACUAUACAUUUGGGCAGAUAGCCUUCUCCUGGCAUCUGCCAAACCCAGAUUUGUCCUUUGGACUGCCAGAUGGUGAAGGGUGAUUAAUCACUCCAGAGAAUGCAUUUCCACUGCUUCAGAGUCCAAUGGCGGCGAGCUUUACACCACUCCAGCUGACGCUUGGCUUUGCGCAUGGUGGUCUUAGACUUGUGUGCGGCUGCUCGGUCAUGAAGCUCCAGACUAACAGUUCUUGUGCUGACGUUGCUUACAGAGGCAGUUUGGAACUUGGUAUUGAGUGUUGCAACCAAGGACAGACGAUUUUUACACGCUUCAGCACUCUGUGGUCCCGUUCUGUGAGCUUGUGUGGCCUACCACUUUGCGGCUGAGCCGUUGUUGCUCCUAGACGUUUCCACUUCACAAUAACAGCACUUACAGUUGACCGGGGCAGCUCUAGCAGGGCAGAAAUUUGACGAACUGACUUUGACGAAACCUGUUUCGCUUUGUCAUUAUGGGGUAUUUUGUGUAGAUUGAGGGGGAAAAAAUAAUUUAAUCCAUUUUAGAAUACGGCUGUAACGUAACAAAAUGUGGAAAAAGGGAAGGGGUCUGAAUACUUUCCAAAUGCAGUUACUGAACAAAAAUAUAAACACAACAUGUAAAGUGUUGGUUUCAUGAGCUGAAAUAAAAGACCCUGAAAUUUUCCAUACGCACAAAAAGCUUAUUACUCUCACAUUUUGUGCACAAAUUUGUUUACAUUCCAGUUAGUGAGCAUUUCUUCUUUGCCAAGAUAAUCCAUCCACAUGACAGGUGUGGAAUAUCAAGAAGCUGAUUAAAAUGCAUGAUCAUUACACAGGUGCAACUUGUGCUGAGGAAAAUAAAAGGCCACUCUAAAAUGUGCAGUUUUGUCACACGACACAAUGCCACAGAUGUUUCAAGUUUUGAGGGAGCGUGCAAUUGGCAUGCUGACUGCAGGAAUGUCCACCAGAGCUGUUACCAGAGAAUUGAAUGUUCAUUUCUCUACCAUAAUGUCGUUUUAGAGAAUUUGGCGGUACGUCCAAUCGGCCUCACAAACGCAGACCACGUGUAACCACGCCAGCCCAAGACCUACACAUCCGGCUUCUUCACCUGCGGGAUCGUCUGAGACCAGCCACCCGGACAGUUGAUGAAAGUGUGGGUUUGCACAACCAAAUAAUUUUGCCACAAACCGUCUGUGUCCUCACCAGGGUCUUGACUUGACAGCUGUUCGGAAUCGUAACCGACUUCAGUGGAGAAAUGCUCACCUUCGAUGGCCACUGUCAAGCUGGAGAAGUGUGCUCUUCACGGAUGAAUCCCGGUUGGCGUCGUGUGGGCGAGCGGUUUGCAGAUGUCAAUGUUGUGAACAGAGUGCCCCAUGGUGGUAGUGGGGUUAUGGUAUGGGCAGGCAUAAGCUAUAGACAACGAACACAAUUGCAUUUUAUCAAUGGCAAUUUGAAUGCACAGCGAUAUCGUGACGAGAUCCUGAGGCCAAUUGUGGUACCGUUCAUCCAACGCCAUCACCUCAUGUUUCAGCAUGAUGAUGCACGGCCCCAUGUCGCUUGGAUCUGUACACAAUUCCUGGAAGCUGAAAAUGGCCCAGUUCUUCCAUGGCCUGCAUACUCACCAGACAUGUCACCCAUUGAGCAUGUUUGGAAUGCUCUGGAUCAAUGCAUACGACAGCGUGUUCCAGUUCCCGGCAAUAUCCAGCAACUUCGCACAGCCAUUGAAGGGUGGAACAGCAUUCCACAGGCCACAAUCAACAGCCUGUUCAACUCUAUGCGAAGGAAAUGUCACACUGCAUGAGGUAAACGGUGUUCACACCAGAUACUGACUGGUUUUCUGAUCCACGCCUUUACCAUUUUUUUGUAAGGUAACUGUUACCAACAGAUGCAUAUCUGUAUUCCCAGUUGUGAAAUCCAUAGAUUAGGGCCUAAUGAAUAUAUUUCAAUUGACUGAUUUCUUUAUAUGAACUGUAACUCAGUAAAACCUUUGAAAUUGUUGCAUGUUGCGUUUAUAUUUUUGUUUAGUGCCUUCAGAAAGUAUUCACACCCCUUGACUUUUUCCACAUUUUGUUGUUAUAGCCUGAAUUUGAAAAGGGUUCAAUUUUGAUUUUUUUGUCACUGGCUUAAACACAAUACCCCAUAAUGUCAAAGUGGAAUUAUGUAUUUCUACGUCUUUACAAAAUGAAAAUCUGAAAUGUCUUGAGUCAGCAAGUGUUCAAUCCCUUUUGUUAUUGCAAGCCUAAGUUCAGGAGUAAAAAUGUGCUUAAGUUACAUAUGUUGCAUGGACUCUGUGUGCAAUAAUAGUGUUUAACAUGAUUUUUGAUUGACUAUCUCAUCUCUGUACCCCACACAUACAAUUAUCUGUAGAUCCCUCAGUCGAGCAGUGAAUUUCAAACACAGAAUCAACCACAAACACCAGGGAGGUUUUACAAUGCCGUGCAAAGAAGGGCACCUAUUGGUAGAUGGGUAAAACAAAAAGCAGACAUUGAAUAUCUAUUUGAGCGUGGUGAAGUUAUUAAUUACACUUUGGAUGGUGUAUCAAUACACCCAGUCACUACAAAGAUACAGGGGUCCUGCCUAACUCAGUUGCUGGAGAGGAACAAAACCGCUCAGGGAUUUCACCAUGAGGCCACUGGUGUCAUUAAAACAGUUAGAGUUUAAUGGCUGUGAUAGGAGAAAACUGAGGAUGGAUCAACAUUGUAGUUACUCUACAAUACUAACCUAACUGACAGCGUGUAAAGAAGGAAGCCUGUACAGAAUAAAAAUAUUCCAAAACAUGCAUCCUGUUUGCAACAAGGCACUAAAGUAAUACAGCAGAAAAUGUGGCAAAGCAAUUCACUUUUUGUCCUGAAUAAAAAGUGGUAUGUUUGGGGCAAAUCCAGUACAACACAUUACUGAGUACGACUCCAUAUUUUCAAGCAUAAUGGUGGCUGCAUCAAUUUAUGGGUGUGCUUGUAAUUGUUAAGGACUGGGGCUAAGGAAUAGAGCUAAGCACAUGCAAAAUCAUAGAGGAAAACCUGGUUCAGUCUGCUUUCCACCAGACACUGGGAGAUGAAUUCACCUUUCAGCAGGACAGUAACCUAAAACACAAGGCCAAAUCUACACUGGAGUUGCUUACCAAGAAGACAGUGUCCAAGUUACUGUUUUGAUGUAAAUUUACUUGAAAAUCUUUGGCAAGACUUAAAUGGCUGUCAAGCAAUGAUCAACAACCAACUUGACAGAGCUUGAAGAAUGAAUUAUUUUUUUUGCCAAUAUUGUACAAUCCAGGUGUGCAAGGCUCUUAGAGACCCAGAAAGACUCACAGCUGUAAUCGCUGCCAAAGGUGAUUCUAACAUGUAUGAGUACUUAUUAAAUUAGAUAGUUCUGCAUUUCAUGUUCUAUAAGUGAGCAAACAUUUCUAAAAACAUGUUUUCACUUUGUCAGUAUGGGGUAUUGUGUGUAGAUGGGUGAUAAAAAAUAUAGAAUUUAAUCAAUUUUGAAUUCAACAACAAAAUAUGGGAUAAGUCAAGGGGUAUGAAUAGCUCUAAAUAUAAUACCCACUGCUACUAGCCAUGUAUUAAUCGAACUACAUUUAAUGUCCCCAAAAAACGUUGUAGCCUACUGCUAAAAUGAGGCCUAAGCAAUCGCAAUGGCCAAUGCGCAUUUCACGCGCUCUCUCUUCAACUGUGACAACAGGAUAGCGGUGUUUUCCCCGCACAUUUUAAAAUGUUAUACAAUCUGAACACUUUCUCCCGGAUAAUCUUUUUUCCCGGGAAAGGAGAGUGAAAGUGGCUUGCUCUACACUGCAGUAGGCCCCAGUGACACAGGUACCGGGGCAGGCAGACACUUUCGUUAUAGGAAUCAUGAGGAUAAGGUACUUUACUGUUUGACCAAAUAAUGGUUUUAGCCUCCUAAAAAAUUGGUAGUUUUGAGUGAGGUGACCAUGUAGAAUUUGCAGCUCGCACCGAUGUGACCAGUUACAAUUUUUAUUCGCACAGCUAAGUCAAAGGGUCACAAAAUGCGACUAAGUGGUUGCAGUCUGGAGUCCUGCAGUCGCAGACACAAAACAGCAUUAGUAGCUAAUGCAGUCCGUUGUAAAAAAUCACAAAAACUACUGGCUAUUGCAUUUACUCAUAGCUAAUCAACAACUGGUCUAAUGAUAUAUAUCCUUUUCCAGGUAUGCCUAUAUAACGAGGCUUUUUGCAACUUUGUUCAAUCUAAUCUAAGUUCAGAAAUCUGUGUGUAUUGUGGCUGGUAAAGCAUGGCGCUUGCAAGGCUAGGAUUGUGGGUUCGAUUCCCACUAGGGAACCCCAUAUGAAAAUGUAUGCAUUCACUACUGUAAGAGGGGUUUUACACUGACUAAAACUUGUUGCCUUUCAUUUGUUUAUUUAGUCAUUUAGCAGAAGCUGUUAUCCAGAGCAAUUAGGGUUAAGUGCCUUGCUGAAGGGCAGAUGGACAUUUUUUGAACCCAGUCGGUUCAGGGAUUUCUAUCCAGCGAUCUUUUGGUUACUGGCCCAAUGCUCUGAACCGCUAGGCUAUCUGCCACUCGUAGGUCUUCCUUCCACAGGUCACCAAAUUACAUUUUAAGUCAUUUGGAUAAAUUCUCUGCUUAAUGACAUUUAUUAUUAUUAUUAUUAUUAUUAUGAGUGAAUGUUUGAUUUGAUGUAUUCGAUGUGUCUGACAGGUCGUGGCUGUAUUCCAGAGGAUGCGCUCGGAGCAGCGAAGCAUGGCCUCCAAGGCUGCAGAGCUGGAGAUGGAGAUCAAUGAGCAUAGGUAACUAGCUCUAGUUAGUGUGACUUGCUUUAGCAGCUACUCACACUUUUUUUUUUUGUUAUUUCUCUUACUUCCAUAGUCACGGGAAGCAGUUUGGGGGUGGGGGUGCUGCGAACAAAGUGUUUUGGCCGCGCUGAAGACAUCUAUAUCUGUCCCUAAUACUGGACUAGUAAAGGCCCAGUGAACUACUUUUUUGAAAAAAUGUAAACUAAAUGUGUUUGAGUGUUAACCAGCAUUUGUAACUUGAGUCCGAUAAUUAUCUGUACAAAACCGUUAAUCUGAUAAUACUUGUGGAAUAUAAAUAUACUUGCUUGAUAUACAGUAUAUUUUCCAGUUUCUUGAAAUACUUUGCAAAUGCAACUUAUUUCUAUCUGAACUGAAAUGGUCUAUUAAUUCCUUUUCCAUUUUAGUAGACGCUCUUGUUCAGAGCAACUUACAGUAGUGAGUGGAUACAUUUUCAUUCUUGUCCCCCGUGGGAAUCAAACCCACAACCCUAAGCGCCAAUGCCUACCAAACUGAGCCACAUCAUCACAAACCACUUGAUGUCUCAAUGUACUCAAUUACUGUAUUGUGCAUUGUUUUUCUUCAUGGUGAUGGAAAGUCUACAGGUACAAACCUAGCCUAUGUACAAUACAGUAAUGUACAUUUACAUUAAGUGGUUUGUAAGGAUGGUAAAUUAAGGUGCAUCCUGUUUCCAUUGAUCAUCCUUGAGAUGUUUCAACAACUUGAUUGGAGGCCACCUGUGGUAAAUUCAAUUGAUUGGGCAUGAUUUGGAAAGGCACACACCUGUCUAUAUAAGGUCCCACAGUUGACAGUGCAUGUCAGAGCAAAAACCAAGCCAUGAGGUUCGAAGGAAUUGACGGUAGAACUCUGAGACAGGAUUGUGUCGAGGCACAGAUCUUGGGAAGGGUACAAAAACAUUUCUGCAGCAUUGAAGGUCCCCAAGAACACAGUGGCCUCCAUCAUUCUUAAAUGGAAGAAGUUUGGAACCACCAAUACUCUUCCUAGAGCUGGCUGCCCGGCCAAACUGAGCAAUCGGGGGAGAAGGGCCUUGGUCAGGGAGGUGACCAAGAAUCCGAUGGUCACUCUGACAGAGCUCCAGAGUUCCUCUGUGGAGAUGGGAGAACCUUCCACAAGGACAACCAUCUCUGCAGCACUCCACCAAUCAGGCCUUUAUGGUAGAGUGGCCAGACUGAAGCCAAUCCUCAGUAAAAGGCACCUAAAGACUCAGACCAUGAGAAACAAGAUUCUCUGGUCUGAUGAAACCAAGAUUGAACUCUUUGGCCUGAAUGUCAAGCGUCACAUUUGGAGGAAACAUGGCACCAUCUCUACGGUGAAGCAUGGUGCUGGCAGCAUCAUGCUGUGGGGAUGUUUUUCAGCGGCAGGGACUGGGAGACUAGUCAGGAUCGAGGGAAAGAUUAACAGAGCAAAGUACAGAGAGAGAUCCUUGAUGAAAACCUGCUCCAGAGCACUCAGGACCUCAGACUGGGGUGAAGGUUCACCUUCCAACAGGACAAUGACCAUGAGCACAUAGCCAAGACAACGCAGGAGUGGCUUCGUGACAAGUCUUUUGAAUGUCCUUGAGUGGCCCAGCCAGAGCCCGGACUUGAACCCGAUCUAACAUCUCUAGAGAGACCUGAAAAUAGCUGUGCAGCGACGCUCCACAUCCAACUUGACAGAGCUUGAGAGGAUCUGCAGCGAAGACUGGGAGAAACUCCCCAAAUACUGGUGUGCCAAGCUUGUAGCGUCAUACCCAAGAAGACUCAAGGCUGUAAUCGCUGCAAAAGGUGCUUCAACAAAAUACUUAUGUAAAUGUAAUAUUUCCAUUUAUUUGAACAUUUCUGAAAACCUGUUUUUGCUUUGUCAUUAUGGGGUAUUGUGUGUAGAUUGAGGGAAAAUCAAUUUUAGAAUGAGGCCCGUAACAAAGUCGAAAAAGUCAAGGGGUCUGAGUACUUUCCGAAUGCACUGUAAAUGUUUGAGGACAGGGUUUUGUUCAGUCUGGAUACCAUUAGAAUGACAUUCGCAGAGAAAGGGACAGGGCAACAACUUUUACAAUUCCAACUAUUGAAUCCUGCAAGAUACUGUUCUUAAUUAUACAACUACCAUUUUUGCCAAAGCGGAGAUGCAAAAAAAAAAGUUUGCUCCUGCUAAAGAGGUCUAUAUCGGUCCGUUAAUACUAGUAAAGGCCCAGUGCACUACUUUUGUGCAAGGUAUUAUUGUUAUUUGAUAUUAUUCUGAUUUUUCAGGGUGUGCUGCAGCACCCUCAGCACCCCUACUUCCCACGGCUAUGCUUACUUCUGACUUUUUAUUAUUAACACUCCUAUUUCACUCACUGUUCACAUUAGUGGACUUAACUAUGGACUUGACCACAAAGAGGAAUAAUAAUCAUUGUUCAGUCUGUAAAGUGUUAGAGAUGAAAGAUUCUGACACUGGGGGUGAAUCUCAAGUCUUCCCUAGAUUCCUCAUGUCCUCUCUCCUCGCCUCCCUCGCAACAUGCAUUGGAGGAGAAGGUCUGAGGGGAGGAACCUCACAUCUUCUCUUCUGAUGCGUUUUGAGAAAGAGGAUGAGAUUCACCCUUGUUACUUUCCUUUUACAACUUCCCUCUUUUCUCUCAGCCUAGUCAUUGAGACCCUAAAAGAUGUGGACCCAACAAGGAAGUGCUUCCGGCUGGUGGGUGGGGUGCUCGUGGAGAGGACGGUUAAGGAAGUGUUACCAGCGCUGGAAAGCAAUAAAGAACAGGUAACAUUUUUAUUCUGCAUUGCUUGCUCUUUCGGGUAUAAUUUGGGUUACAGUAAAACCCUUUGAAAAGUCCUGGUGUAAGAUGGGAAUUCUAAAAGAAAUGUGAUUGAUAAGAUACCAUGAAGAUAUCAACUGUCAAUAUGUAGGCGGUGCGGUGGCCUACGGCUGUAGUCCGACUGGUGAGGUUAACUCUCUUGAAAGUGUUUUUAAUAGAGGAAACACACUUGAGCAACUGACGGCCAAGUGUACAUAAACAGCAGGUGGCCAUCCUAUCGCCUCUGACCAGAAUAUUGGCCGUCAUUUUCUUUUAAUUUCCUAACGAUUCUUCUAUAUGUUGAAUCGUUACCAUUCGUCGACACCCAGCAGGUAGUCUACUGCGCCCGACCGAUGUUCGUAAUGGUGCUUCUUCCCUCUAACACACGUUACUACCAAGGCUAUAGGUUGUUGCAGUACUAUCCUGUACAACUAAAUCACUACUGGUCACGCAUUAUGAUUAACUAUUUGCUAUUCCCACUCUCUUUUCCUUACAGAUCUCAAAGAUUGUAGAAUCUCUCAACACACAGAUGCAGUCGAAAGGCCGGGAGCUCACAGAGUACAGGGAAAAAUACAACAUCCGAUUGGUGGGAGAAGGGGAGGAAGGACAGGGCAAAUCAGCAGCGUCCUCCAAUGGGAGCGGGUCUAAAGGCGGUGCCGGCGUUCUAGUUUCGUAGUUUUGUGUAUAAAGGCUUUAGUAAGAUAGGAAAUUGUGCAGACUGCCAUCAAGCAUAGUCAGCACAGACCCUGGAAGGCAUUUCAAGGGCAGAGUUUUACGUAUGUCCUGCAUGAAUGAGGUUAUAAAUUAUAAACCAAUGUUAGAAGGGCCAGAUUCUCAAUACCAUUCAAUUCAGAUACAAAAUAAAGCCAUGUGGUAUUGAAUCCUUUUCACCUAUAGUUAAACAAAACUUAAGCCAACAAUUUACUUUUCUCUUCAGACACAAACAAGCCUUUCUCCUUUUACUCAAGGGAGUGUUUCAUCAAAAUCUUAUGGGAUGAUAGUUGUAUUAAACAAUAUGUCUUCAUGAUGACCAUAUAUUGUCUGUCACAUUUAUUUGCUGUUUAUUCAUACUCUGUCUGUCAUGUUUUAAUGUACAUUAUGAUCUUAUUGUUGGCGUCUGUCUUUGAGAGGUUUGUCGCUGGCAUGCCAUAGAAUAACACAUGCAAAAGGAAUGAGAAUCUGAUUGGGAAAACACUGUUCAACGCAACACACGGCAUCAUUUCGAUCUGUUCUGGAAAGAAGCUGCCCUGAACAUCGGCUUAAGAUGGAUAACAGAAUAAACGUCCCAAAUGGCACCCUACUUCCUAAAUAGUGCACUACUUUUGAGAGGAUAGGGUGCCAUUUGGGAUAAACACCCAGCCUGGACAGCAUAAAUAAAGUACUAGUCUUAAGUGCUCCCAAAGGAUCUGAAGCACACUGUCCUAACCUACAUUAACUUACACCAUGUAUUUGUGUGGAGAAAAUGUUUGUUUUUUUGUUAAUGUUUAUGAAUUAAACAAAACAAUGCAAAA